Paramuricea clavata is the source of this 576-nucleotide messenger RNA. The record is from the annotation of a GenBank genome assembly. Lineage: Eukaryota; Metazoa; Cnidaria; Anthozoa; Malacalcyonacea; Plexauridae.
AAGUUAAAACGUUCAUACUUUCAAGAGUCAAUUGACAACAACAACGGAAACCCACAAGGAAUUUGGAGAGCGCUAAAAUCUCUUACCAAGUCUAAAAAACAAAGCAAGAUCACAGAGUUAAAGAGGGAGGAUGGCACGUCAGAAACUGAUACACUAGCUAUGACGAAUAUGUUAAAUGAAUUCUUUGUGAAUAUUGCGAGCGGUUUGUGCGCUAACUCUACCCCAAGUGAGUUGGAUACAAGCAUUCUUGAGAACUUUGUUUCGUCUAAAUUUACUAAUUCCAACACUCAAUUUAACAUCCCUCCUAUAACGGUACAGGACACUAUGGAAAUGAUUGAUAGUCUUUCGAGCCGGAAAGCAACAGGUUCUGAUGGUAUUAGUGCCAAAUUAUUGAAAUUGGUUGCACCCGUCUUAUGUCAUCCUUUAACACGAGUCUUCAAUCUAUCCUUGGAAAAAGGGUGUUUCCCAAGAAAAUGGAAGGUUGCGCGGGUAACCCCGCUUCACAAAGAUGGUGUGCGUGACAUCAAAGAUAAUUACAGACAUAUCUGUUUUAUCUGUGCUGUCAAAAUUGAUUGA